Molecule: messenger RNA, 981 nt
Organism: Coprinopsis cinerea okayama7#130
Lineage: Eukaryota; Fungi; Basidiomycota; Agaricomycetes; Agaricales; Psathyrellaceae
Exons: 2
Coding region: 1-981 (326 amino acids)
Source: RefSeq, a predicted model, not a curated record
AUGCUCUCGACUCUUCCCUUUGAACUCUUGCACGCAAUUGCUGACUCGGUCGACGACAGACGCGACCUGGUCGCUCUCGCUCGCUGCUGCUCAAUCCUCAACGCAGUCGCAAACCGUGUCCUCUACAGACACAUAUCCCUCACCGCAAACAAAAACCCUCUCGCAGUGGCCAACGUCCUCGAGCAGAAUCCACACCUCGCACGCCAUGUCCGUUCCUUCGCCAUCGUCGUCCCACCCACCUUCUCUCCACCCACACACGCUUACUCCUCUCUCGCGAAUGCACUCGCACACAUGCUCAAUAUCGAGUCUCUAAAAUUGACGCUCGACCCAGCCCUCAGCUGGGUCCUGCCAACCGCACCCAACCUCGCCUUCCCCCGUCUGCGCGAUUUCACCUCCCUCUUCCCACUCGAUCACAAUACAUCUGCCUUCCUCGCAAAAACACCAGCCCUGCUCAGCCUCGAGCUCAACCACGACCUCACUCCAGCCUCCUCCCCAGCGCCUCUGCCCGCCUCCUCCCUGCCCCGGCUCCAAUCCUUUGCCGGCUCUUCUCAAGCAGCCCAGGCUAUCGUCCCAGGACGCCCAGUCUCAUCUAUAUCCAUGCACUCGGGAGACCUAACAGAGUUUGUCCUUCACUCGCUCGCAAAAUCCACCGCUGCAGUAUCCUUCCUCGACGCAACCACCGCGUCUCUCCCUCUUCCUCUGCUCGAGACCAUGGCCAUCGCCAUCCCCGAGCUCCAAGAACUCCGUUUGGCGACGACAUACAAUCUGUGGGAUGAAUGGUUCAAUACACCUUUCAUUCAAAACAUCAAAAACGCUCUCAUCAGCAUGGACAACCUCAAGACGGCAGAGGUGUCGGGUAUGCUCUGGAGAUGGCUGAACAAGGAGGGCCGCGUACUCGCCAAUGAACCUCAGCUACCAGCCUCCAACGACGACGACGACUUGGGCAGCAAUGAUUCCGAUUCCUCAUAUUUCAUGGCCUAA